This is a messenger RNA of Cherax quadricarinatus, 1115 nucleotides long. The record is from RefSeq and is a predicted model, not a curated record. NCBI's taxonomy places the organism in Eukaryota, Metazoa, Arthropoda, Malacostraca, Decapoda, Parastacidae.
AUGUCCCGUGGAGUCCCUGUGGAGGACACAGAGGAUCUGCAGCUAAUGACGGGGCUUGAAGGUCUGCGAGUUCUUAAGACUACACAGUCUCCUUUCGUGAACUUCGUCAAUGAUGAAUUCCGUUCACUGCCAGACGCAACUGACCGCAUCUUCUCCAUUGUCUCCCCCGCCUGGCAGUACAACACUGUCAAGAACGUCGACUUUGGCAAGAUAUGGAUAACGAUACUGAAGGUGAUCAACGACAAGUUUGCUGGUCCCCCUGACAUGGGCAUCUUCUCUCCUCUUUUCCAGAACACAGUCUACCUCAUACAAAAGACCGCCCUCGAGCAGAUACCAGAGCUUGCCACCAUGAGAGUGACGAUGCCUAACAAACACUACUUCAGCGUGGACUUUAGCAAGUUCAAGGAGGUGGGCAGCAGGGAGAACAAUGAGGUGUUCCUUCCCGUAGACAAACCUUCUGGCAACAUCAUGGCUGUAUUGGGACGGAAGACCCACUCCAAGCUCUAGUUUACCACAAGUUUCCGCCAUCAGUAAACUGAAGGAAACGAAGAACCCUAGUCAUUGCUGUUGGUAUAAAUAAGGUGAUCUAGCUAAGUUAUGAUUUACAGACGGAAAGCCAUUUUGGGUUAAAAUUAUUAAAACCUGACUGUAUGAUCUUCACAGAGUACUUAAUAAUAAUAAUAAUAAUAAUAAUAAUAAUAAUAAUAAUAAUAAUAAUAAUAAUAAUAAUAAUAAAAGCACUAUAUAAAUGAUCCAAAAAUUAUUGAGAAGAGUGAUCAGAACAAAGAAUAUUUAGUGCUUUUCUGUAACAAAUGGCAGAUUAUAUUAGAAUAGUAAAUUGUAAAGAGAUGAAGUAUGAUUUGAUAUUUAAGCUUUAUUCGUUUAAAAGAACAAACUUAUAAAAAAGUUUACCUUUUAUCAUUAUCACUCCCUGGUAUUGUUUUUAUCUAUUUCUGAGCUUCAUAAACCAUAAUGAAUAAUUCCCAUGUUUCCACAUCAUAAAUAAAUCCGACAUUCGAUGAUAAUUCUGUUAUUAUUACAUAUCUAAUAUUAACUAUACAGACUGUACAGUGAUCGCAAGCGUGUCUAAAAUAAAUAACAAUGUGCAAAACUGA